Sarcophilus harrisii (Tasmanian devil) is the source of this 7747-nucleotide messenger RNA. RefSeq names its product G protein subunit gamma 7 (gene GNG7). Gene Ontology annotation, biological process: G protein-coupled receptor signaling pathway. Gene Ontology annotation, molecular function: G-protein beta-subunit binding. Gene Ontology annotation, cellular component: heterotrimeric G-protein complex. The transcript has 3 exons. The coding region runs from base 1069 to 1275 and encodes 68 amino acids. The record is from RefSeq and is a predicted model, not a curated record. Lineage: Eukaryota; Metazoa; Chordata; Mammalia; Dasyuromorphia; Dasyuridae.
AAAAGAAUUAACUACCAAGAAUUAACCACUAGUAAUAUUUUGAAUAACGUGCCUCUUCUUCCACAAACAAGCUGUAGUUGGUUAUACAGAGCUUUUCUUCCCCAUAGAAAGCCAAGUCAAUAAGCAUUUACUAAGUGCCUAUCUGUGCCAGGUAUAAUGCUAAAUGCUAGGAAUACAAAGAAAACGGGGAAAGACUUUGCUCUCAAGGGGCUCGUGGUCUAACAAGAGAGGCAAGAUGAAACCAACUACACAAUAAGACAUGUAAAGGAUAAAUCAAGAGAUAAUCAACAAAAUGAAGGCAAAAACAUUAGGGGAGAUUGGGACAGGUUUCUUGUGAAAGAUCUGAUUUUAACCAAGCCUUGAAGGAUUCCAGGGAAGCCAAGAGCAGAGAUGAAAAGGGAGAGAAUUCCAGGCAUAAGAAUAUUGAAAAUAGCUGGUGUCCUGAAAUGAGUUGUCUUCUUUGAGGGACAACAAGGAGGCCAGUGUCACUAGAUUGCAGAAUAUGAGAUAGGAGAAAAGGCAAAGUAUAAACAGACCAAAAAGGUAGGAGAGGACUAGCUUGGGAAAGGCUUUGAAUGCCAAACAGAGAAUUCUGUAUUUGAUCUUCAAGGCAAUAGACAGCCACUGCAUUUUAUUAAAGGGGGUUGACAUAGACUUACACUAUAUAUCACUAACAACUGGGUAGCAGAUGGGCUAAAGUAAACAGACUGUUUCAGUAGUAAGGUUAGGGGUAACAAGGGCCUGUACCAGGAUUAUAGUAGUAUAUUGAAGGAAGGAGGUAUGGGCAGGAGACGUUAGGAAGGUAAAUAGACAAUAUUUAGCCACAAAUUGGAUAUGGAGGGUUGAGAGAGAGUAAGGAAGAUUACAAUGAGGGUUAGAAUAGUGGUACCCCUUGAAGAAGAGAAUGUCUAAGAGGGAAAGAUCCUAAGUUCCAUUCUAGUCUUGAUGACUUUAUGAUGUCAAUAGAACAUCUGUUCAAGAUUCUAAUUCACAGUUGUAGACUGGAGGUCCGGAGAGAGAUUAAGGCUCACUUUCUCAAGAGUUUGGGCCUAGAGCUGAUGGCAGACAAUGUCAACAACUAACAACAUAGCUCAGGCUCGGAAGCUGGUGGAACAGCUCCGCAUCGAGGCUGGAGUGGAGAGGAUCAAGGUCUCCAAAGCCUCCUCCGAGCUCAUGAGUUACUGUGAACAGCACGCCCGGAAUGACCCCUUGCUGGUGGGAGUGCCUGCCUCAGAGAACCCCUUCAAGGACAAAAAGCCUUGUAUCAUUCUAUAGCUCCAUCCUCCUGUGCAUACAGAGCCUCUCUCCCUGGAAGGGCCAUCCCCAUUCAAUGCCGAUCUCAAGCCAAACCUGUCCUAAGUCACAAAAACUCUCGACGGCCAAAACCAUCCCCAGCACCAUUGCGGUCACCCCCACCACCAUGAGGAGGGGCGAACACUAUGCUUUGUGUUCGGGUGGAAAAUCAAAUCCAGUGUACCCACAAGGCGGGGUCAGCCUACCAAUUUGAAGCAGUCUAAAUGUCCUUGAGAGGAAGGGGGUAGGGGCAGGGUUUUGGUUUUUUUUUUUUUUAAGAUACUCUAGUGCCAUUUAAAUAGUGGUUUCAAAAUAAGAGUGGGUGGAGAGACAGGGGGGAGACCUAGGAUGUCUGCCAGUUAUUAGAGAGCCCUCCCAUCAAGGUCAAAGUGAACCUAGAUUGUAAUUCUUCCUAGAUUGGCCUGCCAUUCAGAGACUUGGGUUAGAUUGGCAGGAGUUCAGAGUUAAAGGAAUUGCUCAUUCUUUUAAAAAAGAAACCUACUCUUUCAUUUAAAAAAGAAAAAACAUAUGGAAAUUAUGCAUUGCUAAAAGGGGACCAGGGGAGGAUAUUUUGACAACAGUAUCAUAUAAACGGAUAAUGAAGGCAUGGAUGGGGGAGGGAGAAAGGGAGGGGGAGAGGGAGGCAGAGGGCAUAGGGAAGGGAAGUCAUCCAUGGAUCAGAGCAUGCAUUUCCCAUCUCACAGAACAUAUGGCAUUUGUAUCUUCACCACCACAUUGUGGGCAGCACUCUCUGUAUAGCUCGCCAGCCAUUAAGGGAAUUAGUUGACAGUGGCUUGAACUGGGGAGUGCCCAUCUCCUUGCAUUGCCAAUUUGGGAAGGGUGGGGGGUGGGGGAGGGGUAUUGGGGGGAAGCAUGAAGUAUAGAUGUGGGUAUUUGAAAUCUUUGAUUCCAUCCUAGCUCUUUAAUUUCUGUGUAUUGUUGCCUGAGAGGAGGGCUCAGGAUGAAUCCUUUGGUCUUGUCUUCUGAGAAUUGGGGGUGGGAGUGGGGUCAGAAUUGCUUUUUGCUUCUGAGGAUAAGGGCAUUUGAAAGUUAUUCAUUUGUUGUUGUUAUUGGGUUUUUUUUUAAUUAACUGUAUAGCUUAAUCCUUUUUUUUAAACUCCUGCCCACUUAAGAGAUGAUUCUUUGUCAAAGACACUAAAAUAAGUGCCCCCCAAGGUUCCUCGGUUUCCUUUCUCCAGGAACAAAAUGUGCCCACCUACCCCUUUAAAUCCCAGAAAGAUGGAGCUUAAGUCAAUUCAGUUCAAUCCUACAGCCAAUUAUUAAAUACUACAUGCCAGCUCUUGUACUAAAUGCCAGGUAGAGUUUAAGGCACACACUAAAAUAAAAAGAAAUUGACCCUGUCCUCCUGAAGUUUAAAAUCCUAUAGAGGAGGCAAAACUCUUGCACAAAUAACAGCAACAUAAAUUGGAAUAAAAGAAGCCAAAGGAGACGUUCCUCUCCGGUGCUGGAGUAUCUCAGAGGAUGUUGAGGGAUAGUAAAUGCUGAAUUUUCUUCUGUGGGAAGUCAGGAAAAGCUUCAGGAGGCAGGAGGUUCUGCCUGAGUCAGGCUUUAAAGAAAAGACAGAGGGAUGAUGAAAUAUUGUUAGAGCUAGAAUGCUGAGCUUCCCUGACCCUCGUGGCCAAUGAAGAGAAAUUCUCUUCCUCCUCACUAAGAAUGACCCAACAGGCUAGAAAUACCCAGUGGGGCAACCCCCUUUUACCUUAUUUGCUGCUAUUACUGGCAGCCUAUAACAAAGCAGAGAAAGUCCCUCCUCUGCUGUAUCAUAGAAUUUGGAGUUGAGACUUUAAAGAUAAACUAGUCCAAUUGUCCCAUUUUCAAUUGAGGUCUCCAGAAUCAAGUGACUUUCUACAAGGUCACACAAUGACAGAGCUGGUAUUGAAACCCCGCUUAAGGUUUAUUGUCCACAGUAGUCCUCUGGGAGUUGCAUGUAAACUGAGGGCCUGGGGAAGAAUAGAGUUCAGGGAAGCCUCUCCCUCCCCAUUCAGCAACCAAAUCUCUUUGCUCAGUAGCAAGGCCAUGGCCUCUUAGCCAGACAAAAGCCAGAUUCUAGAUGACUGAAUUCAUAGUAUCAGAUAGAUACUAAGAGACCUUAGAGAUCUUAUUCCUCCAAGUGAUUCCCCUGUCCACAAAACUUAUUACCAAGGGACCUUGACCUUAUCUUGAAACCUAUAAGUAAAAGCAGUGACUCGUCCUCUUUUCCUCACUCAAGUUCCUUCCUCCUGAGCUUUGAUGUUCUAAAGAUGCAGAAUUUGGAGCCAAGAUAGAUUUUAGGAUUUGCUGCUGGAAGGGACCUCCAGAUCAUCUAAUCCAUGUCACAAAAGUUAAAAAUGCGGCUCAGAGAGAUUAAGGAAGUUAAUCCAGUGUCACACAUGUCUGGGAAGUGGCAAAGCCAAGGUUUCAACCCAAGUCUUCUGACUACAAAUUUUCACUGCCUGUGAAAGAGAUUUUACGAAUUUACAGAAAAGCUUGGGUUAAGGCUAAUCUAGUCCAAUCCCCUCAUUUUAUAGAAGAAAUUUGAGGUGGGGAAGGGACUUGCACAAGGUCAUUAAGUGGCAGAACCAAAACUUUAGAAAUCUGCUCUUUCUACAUUGUUAAGGCAAAGAACCUUCCCACUGGGAUAAUUGGGCCAAAUUCCCAGAUGAAUUUACCUAGAACAGCCCUAGGAAUCACGUAGCAAAGAGUACCCAGCUGUCCAGCAGCAUGAUUUCCAAGGGACAACAUUGAGCUGGGAUUUGGGAGAGAAAAUUACAAUCCUAGGCCCCAUUUACUUACUAGCUAGAACAGCCAUUGUGUUGAGUGGAGGGUACCACAAUUUCCCUACCCUUUAUCUGUGAGAUAAAUAAGUGUGACUAGUGCUAACCGGCUUUGGACUCUUGUCCACCCUCCGCUUGAGUGUUCUGGCAGUCCUCUCAGCCAGAGCACCAAACACACCUUCUCCUUGGCCCCUUCCUGCUUUAAGAAAGGGAAAAUCCAAAGGAUCCCUGCUUCAUUCCACUUCAGCUUCAUCAUAGGAUCUCAAGUUGAAAAGGACCCUAAUGUUCAUUGAAUCUAAACCUUUCAUGUUAUUUAGAUAAGGAAACUGCAGUCCAGUGAAAAAGAUGAUUUGCCCAAGAUUAUUGAGAGUCUGGAUUCAGACCAGUCCUCUGAUGUUAAAUCUAAGGUUUUUAAGAACCUUAAGGUGUCUGGGUCCCAGUGGUCCCAAGGACCAUUUUUAGGGAUAUUUAAAAGACUUAAUGGUGGCAAAUACUGCAUGCUCUUUUAACUGCCAGCUGAGUGUGAGACUAUUUACAAGAUGACUCACCUUCCCCUCCGUUACUAGUUUAGGAACUUCCCAGAUCAUAUCCUUCAGGCCACAAACCCGUCCUUAGGGCCCCCUCAAGGUCUAGCCUUUAAGAGUGCCAGAACACAGGCCAAGGAUAAGGAAAAGAUGACUGAAGAAAAAGGGUAAGUCAAGUCCUCCAGGAUCUACAGCUGGAGAGGGGACAUUUGUCAGAAAUACAGCUUGUGAAGACCCCCAUCUCCCCAUAUAUUCCAAAGAUGGCUCCGUAGAUCUGUCUUUAAUUCCUCCAUCUUAGUAGCACUGUGAAACUUUAGAAAUAAAAAAAUGAGACUUCCCCUCUGUCUGGCCUUGAAAAAAGCAAAAUAAGUGCUGAGUAUGUUUCUCUGGUAGAAACUUUAAAUAUCAUCAAAUCCAAACCCUCUUGUUUUGCUUGAAGGGAAAUUGAGGCCUGAAAAAGGAAUAUAAUUUGUCCAAGAUCUCACAAGCAGUUAGUGGCAAAUCUAAAACUAGGACCUAGAGGGUCAGGCUCUUUCAGCAAAAGUCCUAGAUCACUUGCACCCUCCUCCCUGAAGCACUGGCUCAUCCCAGAUAUUCAGCUCUGCUAUGGACCUGGCUGGGCAUUUACAUACAGGUUUCUGGGCCAUAGGUGAGACCUUCUCUCUAGAUCCUUUUGAUUUCUCAGUAUUGCAGUAGAUCUUGUUUACCUUCCUCCAGAAAAUACAUUUUGUUUUGCCAACUCUCAGGGCACUGCCCCCACUUUUUCUCCUGCCCAGGAGUGGGCAGCUGUGCCAAAUCUGAAAGGGAAUCCCUUCAUAGCAGAGCCCUGGCUAAUAGCUGACCUCUGUCCAAGUGCCAGUGACAUCAUCCUGAUUAUCCAGGAGAUGAAACCUAACCAGUUAAUUUACAAUGAGGGGGUUGGACUAGAUAAUCUAAGGGCCCUUCCAGCUCUUUUAUAAUCUUAGAAUGCAAUUCUGAGGGACCUUGGCAGAAAAAAAAUAUAUAUAUCCAAAAGUUGUCAUGAGCCAGGCUUUAGCCUCAAGAAAUUGUGAUAGCUUAUGGACACCAUUCAGUUCAAAUCUAGCUUCUCUUGGGCUCCCACAUUCCUGACCUGCCCCUAUUUGUGCUCUGCCUAUUUUGCUCCAAUAUUCCUAGAUAUAGAGGAGAAAGCAGGUCAGGCUUUGGAGAAGGACAGAGUCCGACAGCCUCCCUGGGAACUUUUGGCAAGUGAAUGCCAGCCACCCCACUAAAAAUAAAGGACUCAAUUUCCCUAAGAUGAGUUUAUUUCUCCUAGAGAAGAAAUUAGUCUCAUGAUGACACUAGGCAGAGUACAGAGGUAGCCUAGGUAUCCAUGGAGACCCGGUUUCUAUUCUCCAAAUAGCCAAAUACCAAUAUUUAGAUGCCAAUAUUAAAACAACCAAUUAAGCUCCUGUAGUAUACAGAGUGUUGUGUUCUAGACUGGAAGCACAAUUUGGAUGAGAUGUAGUCACUGUCCUUGCAGAGUGAGUAUUUGUCUGCUUUUAUGAGUUCUUCUAGAGGAGUAAUCAGAGCUGGGAAGACUAAGCAGUUUUUGUCUCUGACAAACCUGCUCCACACUCUUAGCUUCACAUCCUACUUUCUCCACUGACUUUUCCUUCCCUGGCUUCUUGGAUGCUGCCCUAUGAGUCUGCAGCUGCCCUUUCCCACCUCUCAUCCAGGUCAGAAAUCCUCCUUAGAGAUUGCUUGCUCAGCCUCUCCAUAACUAGAUGAUGAAAUGGGAUCCCAAAGUCAGUGGGAGAACUAAGACUCCCUCAUGGGUCUCCAGCCUCUCAGCCCAUGAUAGGGGGCACUUCAUAGUAUUUUGUUACCCAUCUUCUCCUCCAGUAACCCUUCCCUCUUUGUUAGCUGCUUCUCCCUCAUCCCCUGUGCCCACUAUCAGGCCUGGGGUGGGGAGAGGCGAGUUGAGGAAAGUCAGGGAGUCAUGGCGCCUGUGCUCAAACCUGGAGGAGACAAGAAGGUGGUCACUCACUUUCUACAAAGAAAAAUCGUCGAUUUUUAUUCUUCUCUUAACAAUGUUCAUACAGUAGAUGAGAUGUUUUUGUUUAGGAUAAACAUAAAUACAAAUAACAGUUACUGCUUGUACUUUUCUGUCUGUGCAUUUGCCAAAAAGAAAAAUACUUUCUUUAGGACUUUUAAGUGCUCUCUACAAGGCAAGGAGGUAGCUUCUCUCCUGCUUCCAGUGGCAGUGGCAGCAGGUGGCCUAGGCCAAGCCCGAACCUUGGGACUAUUUGAGAGCAGCCAGCCAGCUUCUGAAGGUGUUAGCAAGAAUUGGGAAAAAGGAACUGAAAGCAGGGCAUGGAAAUGGGAAAUGGAAUUUCCAUUGCAUCUGCAAAGCCAUUCACUUUUUUCCGUGGCUAGAGAGGAUGGAGGGGCCCUGGAGCACUAGGAUUUCCACCUGCCCUGGCCUAAACAGGCUCUCACCCAGACCCACCUGGGAACCUGCAGAAAGGUUAAUCCCAUGUGAUUGUAGGGUGAUGUAAUCUCUCCUCCUCAAGAUGGCCUGGCCUAGAGUGAGAUUGCCGCCAACUCCCCUCCCCCAACCAGCAACCCCUGAGCCGAAGAAUGCCCCUGGGUCAUGACCUUUGACUCCAGGGAUGGAAGCUUCUGAGGCCUGCUCUGCAGCAGAAGGGGCUGCCUUUUGUCCUUCAGUCCCAAAGUCCUCAGAAAUGGGGCCUCCAGGCAACUCCUCCAUCUCCUUCACAGCCUAAUUCCCCGGGCCCUUGCCUUCUGGAAGGCCAGACUGGCCGAGCUCAGCCCCUGAGGAGUUUCCAAACUAGGUAAACACACCGUGGCUCCCCCUCAAGGAGCACUUGGCCAGGAAGUGGACAGAGCAUUUAACUCCCUGAGAAGAUGUGUGGAACAUUUUCCUUUCUUCUUUCUUUGCCAACUGAUACCAUUGCCAAACACCCAUGGAGUUUAAGGGAGACGGUUUCAGGAAGUGUUCUCGAGGGCUAGCAAGGCGCCCAGCUGCCCUGGGAACACGCCGAGUUAGAGGGGGACUCCAGGUGUGCCAUCAGCUACUCUCGCACAGUGUUGACUGUUUUGUGGAACUGUUGUUACAAAGUGAAUUGAUACCACAAUAAAAACAAAAAAAGGCUUACUUUUCACUUUCCUGUA